Periophthalmus magnuspinnatus is the source of this 3095-nucleotide messenger RNA. RefSeq names its product von Willebrand factor A domain-containing protein 7-like. The record is from RefSeq and is a predicted model, not a curated record. Lineage: Eukaryota; Metazoa; Chordata; Actinopteri; Gobiiformes; Gobiidae. Bases 47 to 2890 code for a protein of 947 amino acids. The transcript is spliced from 16 exons.
AGUAUUACAGAUCUACAACUGCUAAUCAGAAGUACUAAGUGAAAAGAUGUCUGGCUUGUUCCUACUGACACUCAUGUCCCUACUCUCUGGAGUAACUGCUUUUAAAAUCAUAAAGAGCCCAUUGUGGAGUCAUCAGGAGAUCACAGAGAGAGCCAUCCUAAAUGUCACUACACAUGCCUGUCGUGCUGUGGCUGAAGCUGAAGGCUUGGACUUCACUUUUCCUGCAUCGUUCACCAUAGAAAUGGUGGCUGAAGCAUGUGCGGCGCGUGAAGCAGCAAAGAGCUUUGGCAAAAACAUACGUACCAUUAAAGACAAAAAUGCAGCAGUGGAUGUCAAGUUACUAUCCUCAAGGCGACAUUUUGAUGAUGAAACAUUUAAGGAAGGAAAGAAGCUAAUCACAGACGGAUUAGACGCUGUGAAGUCCAGCAUCAAGAAAGAUAAUAUGAAGUUUGCAAGAUCAAAAAUUGGAGAAAUAUUACAUACUUUACAGGAUUUCUACAGUCACAGCAACUGGAUAGAAAUGGGAAAUGACAAGCCAAACUCUAACGUGACCAGCAAACUGGACAGUAUUGGUAAAAUAGCAGAUAAAAAAAGGCCAACCUGUCGCAACUGUGACGGAGAUGAUUGCACAAACAAUAUUUUAGAAGAUAUCCUUGAAGAGAAACUCCUGACCUCAGGGUAUUUCUCUUUGAUUCCCUUCAAACCAUCAGGAAAAUGCAGCCAUGGUAAUUUUCCAGAUGCAUCAGCAUUGCGAACACCUAAAGGUGGAAUAAACAAGGACUCUUUGACCUCGAGUCAUGGACACCUGCACAAUCAGGCCGCUACUGUCGCUGUAGAUGCCACAUUUGAGCUGCUGAACGAUGUGCGCAGUGCAGCAGGGGAUAAAGAAUUUUUACGAAUGUUGGGGCUUAUCCCUGGAAGACCCCUGUGUUUUGUGAUUGACACAACAGGAAGUAUGCGUGAUGAUAUUGCAGCAGUGAAAGAAGUCACUUCAGAAAUAAUAAACAAAAGAGUUGGGACAAAGAAUGAGCCUUCACUUUAUAUUCUCGUGCCUUUUAAUGACCCAGAUUUUGGUCCACUUAUGAGGACUACAGAUGCUAAUGAAUUCAAGAAGGCCAUUAAUGCACUGACUCCGAAUGGUGGAGGCGAUUCACCUGAAAUGUCUCUCUCUGGAUUGCUGCUGGGCCUAACAGGUGCCCCCUUAGACUCUGAGAUUUACCUCUUCACUGAUGCUGCAGCAAAAGACUCUCACCUGAAAAGUACAGUGGCUGCACUGAUAGAAAAGACAGGGUCUGUGGUCAAUUUUAUGAUAACUAGUUUUUCAAGUUUACGUCGACGUAGAUCAAACAGUGGAAAUCAGCAGCAGAUCGCUCCUCGAAUGGCAGUUACAGAAUUCCAAGUGUACAAGGACCUGGCUGCUGCUUCAGGAGGUCAGAGUGUGGAAGUGUCAAAAAAACAGCUUCUGGAGGCCAUCAAUGUUGUUUUGGAGACUUCAACCUCAAGUGUGGUGACCCUUGUGGUCAGGAACUCAAGAAAGUCAGAAAACGUCACUUUCACAGUGGAUGAAAGACUGACAGACCUCACCAUCUACAUAACUGGGACCAACAAAGACUUCAUUCUCAUCAGCCCCACAGGUGUGGCUCAGGAGAGCACUACCACAAAUGGAUCUCUCUUCACUUCAGUGGUUGUUGGAAACCUCCAAGCUUUAAUGUUGAAAACAGAAGGGGGACUGUGGGAAAUUAGGAUGGUUUCGACAAACCCCUACUCUCUGAAGAUCACAGCCAAGAGUCCCAUAGACUUUUUCUUCAGCUUUAUGCAGCCAAUAGAAGGCCCUUUUGAGGGAUACAUUGCAAUUGAAAAUCGUCCAAAAGCAGGAGCGAAUGGCACCAUGAUGGUAAAACUAAUUGGGAGUGACAUGGCCAAUGUGACAGAAGUAUAUCUUGUUUACUCAUCCGGGUCUGGAAAAGUUAAAGGCACAGUCUCCAGUCAGGGCAAUGGAGAAUACUUAGUCCAGUUUGACACAAUCCCCUCCGAGGAGUUCACUGUGGUUGUAAAGGGGCAAAACGGCAAAAUUUCAAGCAAAUCAAUUCAACCAGCGACUUUCCAGCGACAGUCGUCUACCAGCAUCAAACCCUCCUCUGUCUCGGUCACUAUUGAUGACGAAAAUGACAUCAUUGAACCAGGUGCAACUUUGUCUAUGAAUUUUACUGUCUCCUCCAAUGGUUCAGGAGGAACAUUUAGCAUCAGAGCAACUAACGACCAAAGCUUCAGUCUAUCUUUUCCCCAGACUUUGGAGGUGGUGAGCGGCAGCAGCACUGUUGGCACACUGCAGCUAUCAGUCCCCACUGACGCUGAGUCUGGUACUGAAGUCACACUGACAGUAGAGGCUGAGGCACCAGAUGGAGACGUGAACUAUGGGGUGUUAAUGGUCACUGUCCUGAAAGAGGUGACGGAUGUGACUCGUCCUGUUUGUGAGCUGCUCAGUUUACAGGACAAUUGCACAGAAACCUGCGGUAACUCCACCUGGCAGCUCUCCGUUCGGUUGAGUGAUGGGGUAAAUGGCACCGGUAUCGUCAGAGUGUAUCACAGACAAGGCAACGGCACGCUCAACACAACUGUAGAUGCCAACGACACCGUGGCGUCCUAUGAAGCUUCCUGCUGUUCUCCUACAGUAGAGAUAAUUGUUGUAGAUGCUGUAGGUAACGUAGGUUCCUGUUCGUUCACAACUCGAGUGGCAAGCAGCGCCAUGACAACAGCAAAACCAACAGAUGCACCAACUACCACACCAAACAGCAGUACUACAGUUGGUGCAUUGUCUGUGGCGCCAAAAGUCAACCAGUCCUUUCUCCUUUGUUUCUUCAUUACCCUACUUGCUGUUCAACAUAAGUAAAAAAAAGAUUCUUUAAGAUAUGAAAUAAUUUAAUGCUUAUAAUCAGAAAGAAUUAUAUGAUAUCACCCUUGUAUUAUUUUAUGCUAAAUGUGAAACCACCUAUUAAUGAUUAAGUUAAUAUAUAACCAAUGUCAUUAAACUAUUAUUAUGAAACUUGUUUAAAAUCGCACCAUCUUUUAAUAAAAACAGGAUGUUCAUAAAUGUU